GAAAGAGCCAGACUCCUCAGAGGUCAGUCUGUUCAACAAGUGGGACCCCAGGGCCUUCUGUAUGUUCAGCAAAGAGAGCUGGCAGUGACCUCCCCAAAGGAUGGCUCCAUCUCCAUUCUGGGUUCUGAUGAUGCCACCACUUGUCACAUUGUGGUCCUGAGACACACAGGUAAUGGGGCCACCUGUUUGACGCAUUGUGAUGGAACCGACACCAAAGCCGAGGUCCCCUUGAUCAUGAACUCCAUAAAAUCCUUUUCUGACCACACUCAGUGUGGAAGGCUGGAAGUGCACCUCGUGGGAGGCUUCAGUGAUGACAGGCAGUUGUCACAAAAACUCACUCACCAACUUCUUAGUGAAUUUGACAGACAAGAGGAGGACAUUCACUUAGUGACCCUGUGUGUGACAGAAUUAAACGACCGGGAAGAAAACGAGAACCACUUUCCAAUAAUCUAUGGCAUAGCUGUCGACAUUAAAACCGCAGAGAUUUACAGAGCCUCCUUUCAAGACCGAGGUCCAGAGGAGGAGCUGCGUGCUGCACGAGCCUUAGCAGGAGGACCAAUGAUUAGCAUUUACGAUGCCAAGACAGAACAACUUCGUAUAGGACCGUAUUCCUGGACGCCUUUUCCACAUGUGGAUUUCUGGUUGCAGCAAGAUGAUAAGCAAAUAUUAGAGAACCUUUCCACGUCACCUCUGGCCGAGCCCCCCCACUUUGUUGACCAUAUUAGAUCUACCUUGAUGUUUUUAAAGAAACAUCCAUCUCCAACUAACUCACUGUUUCCUGGAAAUAAAGCUCUGCUCUACAAAAAAAAUGAAGAUGGUUUAUGGGAAAAGAUCUCUUCUCCAGGAAGCUAAGGAGAAUUACCAAAGAAUGCAGCUUUCUGGCCUGAGCAAAGACCACUGGCGGGGCCGGGAAGAAAGUACAUUUGAACUCCAUCCUUUGAGUCUUGGGCUCCUCCCUGACUCAGUGUCUCGAGUGACUUCCCAAAUAAAACCUUAUUUUGGCAAAGGUA
This is a messenger RNA of Tupaia belangeri chinensis (Chinese tree shrew), 1010 nucleotides long. RefSeq names its product N-terminal asparagine amidase (gene NTAN1). Gene Ontology annotation, biological process: ubiquitin-dependent protein catabolic process. The record is from RefSeq and is a predicted model, not a curated record. Gene Ontology annotation, molecular function: protein-N-terminal asparagine amidohydrolase activity. Gene Ontology annotation, cellular component: nucleus. NCBI's taxonomy places the organism in Eukaryota, Metazoa, Chordata, Mammalia, Scandentia, Tupaiidae.